GCGGCGCGGCACCCGACGCCUCCGUCAUGAACCUCAUCUCGGCGCUGGAGUCGCGGGCGCCGCAGCCGGGGCCCUCGGCCUCCUCGCUGCUCUCCCAGUUCCGCACCCCGUCCUGGCAGACCGCGAUGCACACGCCGGCGCCCGCCGAGCUCUUCAUCUCGGGCGCGCUGCCCGGCUCGGGCACGUUCCCAUCGUCGUCGGCGCUGAGCGCCUACCAGCACCCGGCGUCGUUCGGCGGGCGCAGCUUCCCGGUGAGCUCCUCGCUCGACGCCGCCUUCAGCCCCGGCUCCAACGGGCUGCUCUCGCCGCACGAGCCGCUGCUGCACAUCAAGCCUGCGCAGGGCAGC
Molecule: messenger RNA, 347 nt
Organism: Nothoprocta perdicaria
Lineage: Eukaryota; Metazoa; Chordata; Aves; Tinamiformes; Tinamidae
Product: proline-rich protein 12-like
Exons: 2
Source: RefSeq, a predicted model, not a curated record